Clavispora lusitaniae ATCC 42720 is the source of this 2025-nucleotide messenger RNA. Lineage: Eukaryota; Fungi; Ascomycota; Pichiomycetes; Serinales; Metschnikowiaceae. The record is from RefSeq and is a predicted model, not a curated record.
AUGCGGCUUGCUUCUAGCUUCUUUUUGAGCUUGGCAGCCAUAAUUCACUUCGCGCUCGGAUUAACUGUUGUUUCUCAAGAUGAAGAGGGCUACGGUGCGGCAACCUACAUUGACGAUCUUCAAAUCAAUUCAGGGGCUACCCUUUCCUUUGACAACAGAUAUGGUAUUUUGUUGAACGUUUUCGCUGGUGAAGUUACUAAUAAUGGACGAUUGUUCAUCACAGAUUCCGGUACUAACCUCGGUAUGACUGUCAACUUCUUGCAAGGUAUUUAUAAUACCGGAGAAGUUGUUCUCAAUGCCGUCAAUGAGUUGGGAGCUCCAACUUUCAAUUUCUUGGGUCUCUAUUUUGUGAACUAUGGGCAGAUUUACAUGGGAGGAGAAGGAGCCGUUGGCACCACAGUCAUGGAUAUUUGGCCUCUUUUGACGGCGACUCCAGAAAACUACGGCACAAUCACUUUUGCUCAAACCGUCAAUUCUGGAGGUGUUGCCUAUUUUGGUCAGAUUGCACAAGACGUUUACAAUAAUGGUACCAUCUGUUUAUCUGAGGUGAACUUGCAACAGGAUUCCCUGGUGAGUGGUACUGGAUGUUACUCUGUCGGAAACAACUCCAUAUUGCUUUUGGAUUCACCUGUAACUUUUGAUUUAGGCCCGGAUCAAACAGUGUAUCUUGCCACGUCUACUUCGUCAAUCCGUAUUGGCGCAACGACCCCUCUCAACACCAUCAACAUUGCAGGAUGGGGUAACGGUAACGUGAUUGGGUUUGCUGCAGGUAUCAUCACUGGAACAAGUAUUGACGGUGACACAUUGACCGUUUUCCAGCUUUUUUUGCCAUUCUACUUCAAUAUUGGUCCAGGUUAUGACAAUCAGUAUGUUCAAAUCGGCGCCACGUACUCAGAGAAUGGCAUCAUUGUCAUGUCUUAUGUUUCCUACAGCCAGCCUCCUCCAAAUCCUGCCCGGCCUGCUGUUUGUAACGCCUGUGGUACAGUCUAUGACCUUCCUGCUGCUCCCCCGGCGCUUUUCAACUUUUCCGAUUCUGCAAACACCAGCACUCCUCCAAGCACUUUUCUCCUGCUUAGUUCAUCCACUCCAUUGAGUUCAAGCUCAUUCUCCUCCUUGGAAUCGAGUUCCAGCCUUGAGUCAAGUUCUAGCUUUGAACCACAUUCCAGCUCUGGCUCCAGUGUUGAACCCACCACUUUUAAACCCUCUAGCAGUGAAGCUGCUUCCAGCCUUACUUUCAGCUACAGUCACGGGUUUAACUCCAGCUUCCAAUUUAGUUCGAGCACAUUAACAAGUGCGGAGCCUUCAACCUAUGGCAGUUCAAUCUACGGCAGUUCAACCUACGGCAGUUCAACCUACGGCUCAUCUGGGUUUGGGUCAAGUAAUGUGCCAAGUGAUAUUUCUUCUGGCUUCAGUUCGAUCUCCGGUUCUGGUCUUGGGUCUACUUCUCGUUUUGGAUCAAGUGCUACCUCAGGUGCAACCGCAAGUUCCAUUGGCUGUUCCGGUUGCACUUCAUAUAUCACUACUUUCCCGGCCAGUAUCCUGGGAGCGCCAGCCGAAACCGCCCAAAUCCUUGUCACUACCCAAUCAGAUGGCUCUUUGACUACAUUGACUUCGCCUUUUUCGGCAGACUCUGCUACGGUUUCGACCAUUUCCAAUUCCGCGUGUUCUGGCUGCACAGAAUACACCACUACUUUUACUUCGCGCGAUUCUUCAGGCGCCGAAGAUACUUUAACAGAGUGUUGUCGAUGUUACUACAAACUCAAAUGGUGCUUUGGUUACGCUGACGUCUGUGAUUUUCCGGAACAUCGUCUUCUGGUUCGACUUCUGAAUGUUCAGGAUGCACUGAUUACACCACUACAUUUGCAUCCAGCCGACUCUACUGGCGGAUUAGACACAUUGACUGGUGUUGUUGAUGUUACUACAAACUCGAAUGGUGCCAUUGGUAACUCUGACGUCAAUUAUUUGCUCCCGAUUGUACUGAGUACACCACUACGUUUGCAUCCACCGACUCUACUGGCGGAUUAG